Suricata suricatta (meerkat) is the source of this 4710-nucleotide messenger RNA. It is a transcript of the gene SLC38A9, whose product is annotated as solute carrier family 38 member 9. The record is from RefSeq and is a predicted model, not a curated record. The transcript has 14 exons. The coding region runs from base 2425 to 4086 and encodes 553 amino acids. Gene Ontology annotation, molecular function: amino acid transmembrane transporter activity. Gene Ontology annotation, biological process: amino acid transmembrane transport. NCBI's taxonomy places the organism in Eukaryota, Metazoa, Chordata, Mammalia, Carnivora, Herpestidae.
UAAGUAACUCUGGGAGAAUAAGUAGUAAACUAUAAGAGUGGUUGCCUUUCCAGAGAGAAAGUGUGCAAGGUAGGUGGUGUGGCAGAUGCUGUUGGGUAAAUACCCAAUAACUAUUCAACCACCCUACCUAUUCCUUGCCAACAGGAUUUUAAAUCUGUUGACUGGCAAUAGGUUCCAAUCCAGGAGAUUCAGGAGGAUUGGUUUAAGCUAGUCUUGGUGAUCCCAUUUCUAUUAUCCAGAUACUUAAUUUUUCAGUCUUUCUUGAAACUAGAGAUGGCAAUGUGACAUUUAUCAUGUGAGAAAUAUAAUGAGCAUCAGAGAAGUUAAUGAUGUGAGUCUUAUAAUUUUCACUUGUUUAUUCCAACAUCAAGUGAAUACAAGAACUUAUGAAUGCUUAUUGAAUGCUCAGGAUUUUCUUAAAACCUCUAAAUUCUAUGAUAAAUAAUUGACCACUGUGACAAUAGAACAUAGGUCAUUAAAGUGCAUUCCAUUGCAAUAAGCUGGCAGGAGUUCAGACAGUUCUCUGAGAAUCUGCUUAACCGUGUAGAUUAAAUGGCAAUAUAUUUUCUAUAAUGAAACUUCAAAAUGAGAAGGAAUUGACUAUUGACAAUCAUGGGAUAACUACCUAGGCACUCAGCAUCUCGAUGAAAACUGUUGGAAAAGAAAAACUUUCAGAGUCAUUCUGUUCUCAGAGUACCCAAGCCAACUAAACUGGUACAGUGAACACUUUUGUUAGAUGCCAGAAGCCAAAAAAUGUAGCACUUCCUGGACUGCCUUUUAGCAGGCCUUCAAGCCAAUUUAGUGGUUGAUAUUAAUACCGUAGAAUUUUCAGAGUAAAAAGCUACAAUAGUAGGAUAUUUACACUUCUCUAUCACUAUCAUUCUUGUUAGUCUCUUUUAGUAAUCCUUGAAGAGUUGCAAUCUCUCCUACAUGUGGCAUUAAAGCUAUAGUUCUUUCUUGAACUUUGUGGGCUAUCAUUCUUGCAAAAUAAAAAAUGAAUGCUCUGUAGAUUGUGACUGCAAGUAUGUUUGAAUUGUCUCCUGGAUGUAAAUAUUUUUACAUUGUUUUUUAGUACUACUGACACAGUAGAUAUGCACAUUUUAUAAAACACCAUCAUGCUUUGGGAGGAUUGGUAGUUAUCUCAGACUACCAAAUUUAUAAGUAGGGAUAGUUUAUUCAGCCUAUGACUAUUUCAUUUUCUUUAUGUCCCCUUCUGAUUUAUUGGCAUCUCUUAGUUUGCUUAGUAAUCAUAUGCUUAGUAUAAAUAUAAUGACAUGUUGAUCUUCACAUCUACAUUAUUUGCUCUAGUAAGUGCUCUCCUUUAAGAUAUUUGAUGGAUUGAACUUGAGAGUACCUGUCCAACUUGGGUGUUGUGGUGGAGAGUAAAUAGCAAAAGGAAGGUUCAGAGAUUCUGUAUACUAACUAGAGAGACAAGCUUAAAUUUAACAUCUACACUACCAUUUCUCUAAUAUCUAGUAGUUGGAAAAAACAGCAGAAACAAAAUUUUAGUCACUUUGUUUUUCAAGUGCUUCCACAAGAUCAGAUUAACUGUCUCCAUAAAUGACUAACAUAAAUUUUAAGCUUCUUUCAGUACUGUAAAUAUAGAAGAGUUAUAUGGAACCAGAGAAAUCUAGGUUUUUUUCCCCUUCAUUACUUGGAUCUGUAUGUAAUCUGAAAUAGCAUAUUAUAUGGAGUGUGGGGCAUAGUAUCAUGUGUGACUUUGAAGGAUCUGAGAGUCAGUGGAGGAAAUCAGUCCUUUUCAUGCUGCUCUGACCUUUCUGUUUUGGAGUACAUUACUGGAAACUUAGAAAACAAAUGAAGGGAGUUUUGGUAAGGAACUGGCAGGGUUAAUGUCUGAAAAUGAUGAUUGAAAACUGGAAUCUGCAGUUAAUUGGGGCACAAUUAUGGGAAGGGAGAUACACAUAAAUAAUAGCAUAAUAGAAUUUGUUACUGAAAUCCAAGAAAAGUAGGAUGAGGAAUAAGAUCUCUGGAUUCUUGAUGUUCCAUUUGACAGUACUUUGGAUAAGUUUCACAGGGUUGAGAUCACUUAUCUAUAUUUUAUUUGUCAUAGGAAGUAACUUUGGCCUAUAAAGAAGGAGUAGAGACUCUUUAGUAGAAGAACAUUUAUGCCAAUAAUUUCUCUGAUUUAGUGCCAAAAGCUUUUUGAGAGGAUAUUCAAAGUUGUGUCAAUCUAAAUUUCAUUGUUGAAAACUGACAGCUGCUAUAUUUCUUAUUAAUGAUUGAUUAAAGCUCUUUCUUUUAUUUUUCCUCUAUUGCUAAAUUCCUAAAGUUAGAAGAGUGUUUAUGAUAGUAUUAGGAGAUAAAAGGUUUAUUCUAUGGGUUGGAUAAUGCUUCUUUUGUGACAUUUUCUUUUCCCACCAAAAGUGAGAAGUGAAUGUCUUGCCGUGGCGCAUCCCAUUUCUAAUGGAGGACAAGAAGUUAUUUUCUUCAGUGGCUGACUUCCAGAAUUUCUGGCUGAAUGUUCUUUGUCAAGUGUAUAUUCCCUUCUCUAGGCCUUUCUAUAUAGAGCCCACAAACAUCGUCAAUGUGAAUAAUGUCAUUCAGAGGGUUAGUGACCAUGCCUCUGCCAUGAACAAGAGGAUUCAUUACUACAGCCGGCUCACCACUCCUGCAGACAAGGCACUGAUUGCUCCGGAUCAUGUGGUUCCAGCUCCAGGAGAGUGUUAUGUGUAUAGCCCAUUGGGUUCUGCUUAUAAACUUCAAAGUUACACUGAAGGACAUGGUAAAAACACCAGUUUAGUAACCAUUUUUAUGAUUUGGAAUACCAUGAUGGGAACAUCUAUACUAAGUAUUCCUUGGGGCAUAAAACAGGCUGGCUUUACUACUGGACUGUGUGUCAUCAUGCUCAUGGGCAUUUUAACACUUUAUUGCGGCUACAGAGUCGUGAAAUCACGAGCUAUGAUACCAUCUGUGGAUACCACUACCUGGGAAUAUCCAGAUGUCUGCAGAUACUAUUUUGGCUCCUUUGGACAGUGGUCAAGUCUCCUUUUCUCCUUGGUGUCUCUUAUUGGAGCAAUGAUAGUUUAUUGGGUGCUUAUGUCUAAUUUUCUCUUUAAUACUGGAAAAUUUAUUUUUAAUUUUAUUCAUCACAUUAAUGAGACAGAUGCUGUACUGAGUACCAAUGAUAGCAACCCAGUGAUUUGUCCAAGUGCUGGGAGUGGUGGCCAUCCUGACAAUGGCUCUAUGAUUUUCUAUGCCAAUGACACAGGACUGCAGCAGUUCGAAAAGUGGUGGAAUAAGUCUAAGACAGUGCCCUUGUACCUCGUAGGGCUCCUGCUGCCACUGCUCAAUUUCAAAUCUCCUUCAUUUUUUUCAAGAUUUAAUAUCCUAGGCACAGUAUCUGUUCUCUAUUUGAUUUUCCUUGUCACCUUGAAGGCAAUUCGCUUGGGAUUUCAUUUGGAAUUUCAUUGGUUUAUGCAAACAGAAUAUUUUGUACCAGAGAUAAGAUUUCAGUUUCCACAGCUGACUGGAGUGCUUACCCUUGCUUUCUUUAUUCAUAAUUGUAUUAUCACACUCUUGAAGAACAACAAGAACCAAGAAAACAAUGUGAGGGACUUGUCCCUUGCUUAUAUGCUGGUGACAUUAACCUACCUCUAUAUUGGAGUCCUGGUUUUUGCUUCAUUUCCUUCACCACCAUUAACCAAAGAUUGCAUAGAGCAGAAUUUUUUAGACAACUUCCCUAGCAGUGACAUCCUGUCCUUCAUUGCAAGGAUAUUCCUGCUGUUCCAGAUGAUGACUGUAUACCCACUCCUAGGCUAUUUGGCUCGAGUUCAGCUAUUGGGCCAUAUCUUCGGUGACAUUUAUCCUAGCAUUUUCCACGUGCUGAUUCUUAAUCUAAUUAUUGUGGGAGCUGGAGUAAUCAUGGCCUGUUUCUACCCAAACAUAGGAGGAAUCAUAAGGUAUUCAGGAGCAGCAUGUGGCCUGGCCUUUGUAUUCAUAUACCCAUCUCUCAUCUAUAUAAUUUCCCUCCACCAAGAAGACCGUCUGACAUGGCCGAAAUUAAUCUUUCACAUUUUUAUCAUCAUUUUGGGUCUGGCCAACUUGAUUGUUCAGUUUUUUAUGUGAAAUACUCAAUGUUUUCUCAAGAUCUUUCAUGGUAUUUUGAACUUUGACAACAGUUCCACAUAAAUUCACUUUAAAUGGUGUUAUUGCUGUAAUUCUAAAUGUUUUCCAAAGAUAAUUUGGAGGAAAAAAGGGAAACAGAGGUCCAUUAAUAAGUAAUUUUGAUUAGAGUAUAAAAAGAGGACAAUGAUCUUUAUCUCUUUUCAUAUUUACCACCCCUUCAUUCUCACUGUCUUUUCUGAGUAGAAGUAUAAGCCUUUAUGAAAAAUCAUGCUGGUUUUUGCUGUUAUAGAUUUAAAGUGCAUGGGUUUAUUUUGACUACAGUACAGAGUCUCAGGGUGUCACAGCAACUAUUGCCAGAUGCUAUUUCUGUUUUAUGUUUCAGUGUAUUCCCCUUUGUUUUAUUACUUGCUAGAUCAUUUCUCCAGUUUGUCCAAACAUUUACUGUUUGGGACAGUAAACCAAAUACCUCAUUUUUAAAAAAGAAAUUUCCAUGGCAUCAGUGUUAAUAGAGUGAACUCUUAACUGCAUCCUUAAUCUCUAUUUGAAAGAGAGAAAGAAUGUCAGUAUAUAGAUAGGCUCUGUGAUCAUGAAACUUACAUAAAAUAAAAGAAAUGGGAGAGUUUA